This is a messenger RNA of Nannospalax galili (Upper Galilee mountains blind mole rat), 2722 nucleotides long. It is a transcript of the gene Noa1, whose product is annotated as nitric oxide associated 1. The record is from RefSeq and is a predicted model, not a curated record. The coding region runs from base 511 to 2595 and encodes 694 amino acids. NCBI's taxonomy places the organism in Eukaryota, Metazoa, Chordata, Mammalia, Rodentia, Spalacidae. The transcript is spliced from 7 exons. Gene Ontology annotation, molecular function: GTP binding.
GCCAUAGUGGGUCCAGCCAAUAUAAGAUUUUGCGGGGGGACGGGGUCUCCCUGUAGCCCCAGCUGUCCUGGAACUCACUAUGUAGACCAGGCUGGCCUCGAACUCACAGAGAUCCACCUGCCUCUGCCUCCCAAGUGCUGGGAUUAAAGGUGGGCAAUAUGAGUUUUGUUGUCUGGUUUUGAGUGUUGUUGCACGAAUGACACCCCAGAAACAGGCUGAUAAAGAAAGGUUCUGGUUGUGGCCGAAUGCGAACACACCCUCGGCUCCCGAGGACGCUUCCCUACCCACCCAGCUCGGUCUAGAUGGUUGGCGCCUUUCCCGCUGUAUUGUGUAAGUUCUCGAGCCUCAGAAGUUUCAUCGCGAGAAGUUUCAAGCGCGUGCGGGUGGCAAACCACAGGGCCCAGGGUCACCAAGGUUGAAUGCGCGGCUCGGAGCCCAAGACGCGUGCGCACACUAGGCUCCGCCCUCUAUCGUGUGGCUCCGCCCCCCGCGCAGGCUCAGCCGUUGGUCAUGCUGCCCGCAGGCCUGAUUCGGGGGUUGCUAUCCGGGUUCCUGCGUGGUCCGGUGCCUCCUGCUGCGCGCUAUGGCUUCCCGGAGCGGCUCUUGGGCAGGCGGUGCCAGACCGCCUUCUCCUCCCAGGGUCCAUUCUUUCUGGGCCACCGGCUUUCUGCUGGCCCCACAGCGAAUGAGGACUACGAAGGAGGCCCCGACUCCGAGGAGCGCUUUCUGUUCCCGGAGUACAUCCAGGAUCCCGAGCCCGCGCGGGACCCUGAGGAGCAGCUGCGGGAGGUGCAGCAGCGGCAGCUGGAGGAGGAGCGAGAGAGGCUGCGGCAGCGCGAGGAGCGGCUUCAGCAGAAGUUCCGGACCGGCCUCAAGGCACUCGCGAUCCCGGAGCUGCCCGACGUGCAGGUGCCGCCCAGCGGCUUCCACUGCUCGGGCUGCGGGGCCGAGCUGCACUGCCAUCACCCCCGCCUGCCCGGCUACCUGCCCAGCGAGAAGUUCCGCGGUGUGGCCCAGGCGGACGGCGGGCGGGCGCGGACCGUGUGCCAGCGCUGCUGGCUACUGGUGCAUCAUCGGCGUGCCCUGCGCCUGCAGGUGAGCCGCGAGCAGUACCUGCAGCUUGUGAGCUCCGCGCUGCGCCGGCCGGGGCCGGCCCUGGUGCUCUAUAUGGUGGACCUGCUCGACCUGCCGGACGCCCUGUUGCCCGACCUCCCCGCACUGGUGGGCCACAAGCAGCUCUUCGUGCUGGGGAACAAAGUGGACCUGCUGCCCCAGGACGCGCCCGGCUACCUGCAGCGGCUGCGGAAACGGCUGUGGGAUGACUGCGUCCGCGCCGGGUUCCUGAUAGCCCCUGGCCACCAGGGACCACAGUACCCCACUGGGGACGAGCCACUGAAUGGGGAGGAGAAUUCGAAUCAGCCGGACAGGUCCCGCACGGUGGUCAGGGAUGUGCGACUGAUCAGCGCCAAGACUGGCUAUGGAGUUGAAGAACUGAUCUCUGCUCUUCAGCGCUCCUGGCGCUAUCGCGGCGACGUCUACCUGGUGGGCACCACCAACGCCGGCAAGUCAACUCUGUUUAACACACUUCUGGAAUCCGAUUACUGCACGGCCAAGGGCUCCGAAGCCAUUGACAGGGCCACUAUCUCACCCUGGCCAGGUACUACAUUAAACCUUCUGAAGUUUCCUAUUUCCAACCCGACGCCUUACAGAAUGUUCAAAAGACAAAAAAGGCUUAAAAAAGAAGCAGCUAAAGCUGAAGAAGACCUUAGUGAGCAAGAACAAAGUCAGCUUACUCAACUGAAAAGGCACGGUUACUUAGUAGGAAGAGUUGGAAGAACAUUCUUGCAUUCUACAGAACAGAAAGAUGAAGUUCCCUUUGAGUUUGACGCUGACUCGCUUGCCUUUGACAUGGGAAAUGAACCUGUUUUGGCUGUGCACAAAUCCACCACAGGAGUAGAAUUGACCCCAGACGAUGUGAAAGAUGCCCACUGGUUUUUUGACACUCCUGGAAUUACAAAAGAAAAUUGUAUUUUAAACCUUCUAACAGAAAAAGAAGUAGAUGUUGUUUUGCCAACACAUUCCAUUAUACCAAGAACUUUUGUGCUCAAACCAGGAAUGGUUCUAUUUUUGGGUGCUGUAGGCCGCAUAGAUUUCCUACAGGGAAAUCACUCAGCUUGGUUUACAGUUGUGGCUUCCAACUUCCUCCCGGUACAUAUUACUUCCUUGGACAGGGCAGAUGCUGUGUAUCAGAAGCACGCGGGUCAUGAGUUACUGCUGGUUCCAAUGGGCGGAAAAGAACGAAUGGAGCAGUUUCCUCCUCUUAUUGCUGAAGACAUUACAUUAAAAGGAGGUGGAGAGUCUAUGGCAGUGGCUGACAUCAAGUUCUCCUCUGCAGGUUGGGUUGCAGUAACACCUUAUUUUAGGGACACGUUGCAUCUCAGAGGUUACACACCAGAAGGAACAGUUCUGACCAUCCGGCCCCCUCUCUUGCCACAUAUUGUUAACAUCAAAGGAGAACGCAUCAAGAAAAGCGUGGCCUAUAAAACCAAGAAGCCUCCUUCACUGAUAUACAAUCUACAGAAGAAGAAGAAGUAAAUGUGAGGCAGACAUGAUUCACCUCGGAUAGUAACAAUACUGAACACAGAAAUCGUAUUAAAUAUAAAUAUAAUAAAAACCAUACAUACCUACCAAAAGUUCUCUCUCCCCCCCUCCCUCGCCCUUG